CGUCGUGCUGGAAGUGUUGUUUUGUUUACUACUGUCAUAUCAAUCGUGUUGAAUUAUAAGCCGGAAACCCCCUUUUAUUUGAGAAAUGGCGUGGUUUCGAAUUCUGCUCCUAUUUCUCCCAAUGUUGGCGAAGGGGAUAGGCUCUAAGGUUCCAACAACGAACGGCACAGAAGAAAUUGACAGGCGAUUGUUUGUGACUAAAAAUCUCCUCGACAAAGACAACACACCAGUAGCUUUCUACACAUCGGAUGGUACAUUGCUAUACAGCAAUGUCACCUCACCGAAUCUCCCUCUCGUACGAUCAUGGGUUGACUUGGGAGCACCCAUGGGCCUCAAGGUGGUUUCAAACCCGGUUGGUUUGCAUUCCAGCGAAAAUCAAAUCCAGCUUUUCGCCCAAGCUUCUGAUGGCCAAGUGUACACGAUGCAACAACUACCUGGAACAAAAGCGUUCAACUUCGGCAAUUGGACCCGCAUCUCAACAUCCAAACUGGCCUUCGAAGAGGGAGCGACAUUGAAUGGACUUGACUCGGUCAGUGUGGGGAUCUACAAGAACCAGAUUGUGGUAUUUGCUCGUACUAUCUCCCAUAAGUCUACCCUUUUCUGGUGUAAGGGAAUCAAAAAGAAAUUCUUGCGUUGGGAGAGAAUCGGUGAUGCCACGCCCUAUCUUUUUUCCGAUGCUACGCCCAUUUAUAAUCCUUUCAGUGGUUAUUUUGAAGCGUUUGCCGUCAUGAGUGAUGGUUUCGUUCAUCGAACAUGGCAAAGAAAUGAUGAGGUGUGGGCAGGCUGGAGAGUCAUGGGUGACUGGGCACCAAAACAAACAAAGACGAGUCGUCCUGUUGCCAUAGUGAUGUCUCAGAACUUCUUCAAUGGCUUUCUUCAAGUCUUCGCGCUUGGAGCAGACGGAGUGGUCAAACAGAUUUGGCAGACGACAUGUGACAAGGUGGACGAUCUUUGGGGCUGGUGUACCUGGGGCUUGUGGUAUGACCUCAGCAGUAAAAUGCCGCCUACAGAGGGCGCUAACGUCAUCGCGCCAGGCACGAAUACUCAUCAUGGUGGAGAGCUGUUUGCCGUAGACACAAGUGGAGUAUUGUGGUAUUCUUGGCAGUCUCAGCGUGGAGCUGGAUGGAUCGCAUGGGACAAGGUACCUAGAGCCAACCCUACUCAGCCUAUCGUCACUAAACCAUACGUCACCAGUGAGGACAAGUUGUGGUGGACUGUGUUUGGUUUAGGCAAGGAUGGACAUGUGGCUGUGAUAGAACAAUAUAGGUCACUGACUGUAGAACCUGGGAGGGUGGCAUCAGGAGCCAGUCUCACAGCAUCGUGGUCGGUCCCUCUUGAUGAAGCAACCAAUAUGGACUGGAUUGGUAUUUACCCAGCAGGCACCAACAAUGACCAAUAUGUGGAUUUUGUGUAUGUCCAAGGGGAACAGAAUCCAAAAAGCUCAGCUGUACAUGAAGGAAGUGUUAAGAUGGCAUCCCUGUUACCAAACGGCAGAUAUGAUGUACGCUACCUAGUCAACCGACAGUUUGUCAGUGUCCUCAACAAAAGUGUGGAAUACUACAAUGGCAGUCAUGAGGAGGCUUGGGUGCAGGUCUACCGGGGAAUAUUCCUCGGUCUGGGCUCUAAGAACACCAACUUCAAAGAGUGCGUGGAGGAUGGGAACAAGACCGUUGCCGCGUUCAGAAAGUCUUUCAAAGCUUUUGAGGAAGGACAGUUGUAUAAAGGACUCCAACUGUUCGGAACGGCCCUCAUUGAUGUCAAGGAUACCCUGAUUGCUUGCCUCAAAACCGACAUCGUAAAAGCCCUGGAGAAGUUUAUAAAGGAUCUGCUCUCCUGCACGGAAGGGAAUUGCGUGAAGUUUGUUAUCGACACCCUAGACGUUUUGCUCAUCCUUUUCAAUAAUAUUUAUGAAAUCUUUGGGGAUAUUCAUUCUGCCUCCAAUGCGUUCGGUUUGAUUGAAGGGUAUGAGCAAGGAGGUCUGUGUAUUGGAAGGGUCGUCAAAGCUUGUAUUAGUCUGCCUUAGAAAUGUCAGUCGAACAGAACUUUCAGUAACCACACUUAGAUUAUAUGGGAUUUGAGGCAAUAAUUAUUAGAGUAUGGAGAUUUGAGGUAGCAUGGUGAGGUAUAUAUAUAUAUUUGGUUUGCAGUAACAGCAUGUGUGUAUCUACUUGCUGGGUAGAUUAUGUUCUUUUGAGAACUUGUCUUACUUUUUAUUCUACAAUUGCAAAGUUGAUUUUUCGGAAUUCAGGAGACGUCUCUACUAUCGCAGAGUAGAUUUUCGGAAUUCGGGAGACUUCUCAGUUCUGAAGAGAACUGUCUUGCUUUUUAAUUACAACCUGCACGGAAGGUAGGAAAUUCGCCGGGACUUCGAGGGGACUUCUUGUUAGUAAAUUAACAACUGCGGGGUGAUUUCUUAAUUGGUCUCAAUGUUUGCUUGCUUGAGUCAUCGUAAGGACACUUAAAGUAGUUUAUUAAAACCUUAGUUGGUAACAAGCAAUGGAGAGCUGUUGAUAGUAUAAAACAUUGUAAGAAAUGGCUCCCUCUGAA
Molecule: messenger RNA, 2547 nt
Organism: Asterias rubens (European starfish)
Lineage: Eukaryota; Metazoa; Echinodermata; Asteroidea; Forcipulatida; Asteriidae
Exons: 7
Coding region: 86-2023 (645 amino acids)
Source: RefSeq, a predicted model, not a curated record